GAAGAGCAGUAGCAGAAGCCUUCACCGAGAGAUUGGCCGACUAUACGACAACGGCUGACAGGGGUUUUACCCUGUCGAAAAUGGUUCUUGCAGUUAAGUGGCAGGUAACAUCGGCACUAACCCUCCAGACAUCUGUCACGAACCUACUUUAACCUCGCUGAGCCCGACGCCAUAGCGAGUGCAGAUGACAUAGCGUUGGUGCAACGAUAGACCGCAAUAGCAUUCACUUCUAGCUUGUCUUUCCUGGCUGAUUCAUGGAAUGGGAUGCCUGUCUGUCGAGAUUUCCUUUCCUUUUGACCAAGGACACUGAAUGGAAUUGCUAAAGGGGGGCUAAUGGCGUAGCUGCCUAUGCUAAACUAGAUUAUGAAACACAUGUUUUCCUUCUCGACCCCUCACUUGGUGCAGGUUUGUAGACACGGCAUAAAGCCCGCUUUCGAAUGGUAGCUGGGCUGAUCUGUCAUUUUGCUGCUUUAUCCAUUUUCAUGCCAUUUCUGCCGCAUGCGAGUUUUAGAAGAUGGACCUGCUUUAUACAUUCUGUUUGAAAUCGGCGAACGAGUGGGCGGAUGUUCAAUGAUUUGAUACCUUUUCGUGAGAAUGUGACCGGGCGGUGAAGUGGGACUAUCCGAUUUUUCUGUGUUCACCGCGGGCCUCGAGUGUUCACCGGAGCAGCAACGAUGCCGCGGAGUUGUAGAAGGCUUCUGCACCUGGUGCUAUUCUGCCCAUUAUCUAAGGGUUUGCAGUCCCGUAUGCCAGCUGUGAAGGUGAAGUAUCUACUGCUGGUGUGGGUAGGGAUCCUGCUGGCAAGCUGGGUCCUCUACAUGCAGUACUCCUCCUACUCUGAGCUGUGCAGAGGACACGUCUGCCACAUGGUCAUCUGUGAUCACUACCGCAGGGGAAUCAUAGCCGGCUCAGCAUGUAAAGCUCUCUGUGAGGAGAGAACCCUCAGCCUGCAGAGAUGCCUGUCCAUGUCUCCAACACACCAGGUGUACACUGGGUUGUGGAAGGAGAAGGCGGUGGUCAUAAAGUGCGGCAUCGAGGAGUCAGCCAAUGGCGAGGGCAUCCCAGGCUCUGCCCUGCGGCCCGAGAGCAGCCUCUUCGACAAGCCGGCCCGAGGCACCUCCAUGGAUGAGUUCAGAGAGAUGCUGCACUCGUUCCUCAAGGAUAGUUUGGGAGAGCAGACAUCUCUUGGCACACUGGUGGCACGGGUGGUCACCCUGGCUGACGUCAACCAGGAUGGUAAGGUGUCCCUGGCUGAGGCCAAGUCAGUGUGGGCGCUGCUUCAGGUGCCUGAGUUGCUGGUGCUGCUGGCGUUAGCCGGCCGCGAGCAUACGCCACGCCUGCUCGGCUUCUGCGGUCACCUGUACGUGACGGAGCGCGUGGACCACAGCGCCCUCUGGCGGCUGGAGGUGCCCCCCACCCUGAGGCCUGUCGUGCCCGAGGCGGUCGGUGUGGCUCUCAACCGCUGGCUGGCCCCCGCCUGGCCCCGGCGGGCCCGCAUCAGCAUUGGGCUGCUGGAGUUUGUGGAGGACGCCUUCCACGGCGCCUACGGCAGCUUCCUCAUGUGCGACUCGGACCCGGCGCGCGUGGGCUACAGCAAGCAGUACGACUGCAAGAUGGCCGACCUGCGCGGUGUGGCCAGCGAGGCGGCCGUGCGUGGCUACCUGCGCGGCCGGCCGUGCCAAGCCAACGCCGACUGCACGUACGGCCACGACUGCACGGCCACCUGCGACCGGCUGGCACGCCAGUGCAACACGGAGGUGGUGCAGCCCAACCUGGCCAAGGUGUGCGCACUGCUGCAGGACUUCCUGCUGUUCGGCGCCCCGGCCGACCUCCACGCCGACCUGGACAAGCAGCUUCGCACGUGUGUCACCCUCAGCGGCCUGGCCAGCCAGAUGGAGGUGCACCACUCACUCGUGCUCAACAACCUCAAGACCCUGCUGUGGAAGAAGAUCUCCAACACCAAGUACUCCUGAUCGCAAAAGACUGGAGGACAAAGAAAGAACUUGGGAGACUGAAGGGGGGAAAGGCAAUAAAGAAAAGUGGUGCAGAGAUGGGAGUUGAAGUGAGAGAUAGAUAGAUGGAUAGAUAUACGAGAGAAAGAAUGGGGGCUUGGGCUGAAGAAAAAGCGAGUUGGUAAGAAAGAAAGAAACCUGUAAUAAAUAAACGAGAGAGAGAGAGUGUAUACUAGAGGAAAAGGAGCUGUGCUGGACCCGGACUGAACUGCAGAUGCUGUCUCGUACCCUUGUACAGACGCUGCUUAAUUCCCAACCCUGCCUUCCCACAUUCAUAAUCUCCUUGCCCUACAACUCAAACAGAGAACAAGAAAGACACCACUACGGGGCACAACUUGGGACACACAUCACAGUCCACACUAGAAGACAGUUUGUCAACACUUUAAGCCAGCAAUGGAAAAAGACCCCUGACUAUUGAAGAUGAUUGUUCUGUAUUUUAUGUUCUACACCUAGAUUCACUAUGCUGUUUUUGGUAGACAAAUGGCUAGUGCCCCACAGGGCCGUUUAGCCACUGCGAUGGAGAACAGAAUUUCACUAAAGUUCCAUAUGAACGAUAUACUGAACCAAUCACAGUCACCCAUAAUUACACUGUCCAGCACUUAAAAUUUCUCCAUUGUGGAAUGCCUCACAGUGUGUGUGUGUGUGUGUGUGUGUGUGCGUGUCUGUGUGCGUGCGUGCGUGUGUGCACGUUUGUGUUUCUUUUUGUGUGCAUGACAGAGAGAGAGAGAGAGAAACCCAGGAGUAUAGAUGAUACCUCUGUUACGGUCUUGUGCAGUGAUACUCAGGCACUUUAGUUCCUAAAUGUCUCUCCGUCCUCUAACAUCAUGAGUGACCCUUAACCUUGUAGGAUGCAUCUUUUGUGUGUGUGUGUGAUGCAUCUCGUGUGUGUAUGUACAAGACAGGUAUUUAUUGAGACUCAACUCAAGACUGGCAGCCCUUUCAGGGAACGCUGCUUAAUUCUGCCAGGAAGACUACCAGGUCUGCAGUUCUGUGUGCGCUUGUGGAACAGUCUAUAACCAGUGAUGGCUGUGGUUUUUAAAUGGUUCACUGGAAAAGGAGCCUGGAAUGUGUGUGUGUGUGUGUGUGUGAGAGAGAGGAGAUGUGGAAAUGAACACAUGUUUAGGUCAAGUGUGUACAUAUUUGAUGUAGCUGUCACUCUAGUUGCUGUGUGUGAGUGAGAGAGAGGCUGCUAGGUUCAUGCUGUAGUGCAUCAGUGCAGUACUGCACUUAGCAUUGUGUUGUAUGGUGUUUGUAUUCCACAGACCCAGGCAUUCAGACGUAAAAGGUACAUUAAGCAGAUGGUAUAUUGGUAUUCCUUUCAUUACUAAAAGAUUGAUUAAAAUUACUCUUAACUACAACGUUCAACUCAUUUUCUUACUUGUAAUAAAAAGUUGUUUUUGGGCUGAA
Messenger RNA from Clupea harengus (Atlantic herring), 3419 nucleotides. RefSeq names its product divergent protein kinase domain 1B (gene dipk1b). The record is from RefSeq and is a predicted model, not a curated record. NCBI's taxonomy places the organism in Eukaryota, Metazoa, Chordata, Actinopteri, Clupeiformes, Clupeidae.